Molecule: messenger RNA, 480 nt
Organism: Echinostoma caproni
Lineage: Eukaryota; Metazoa; Platyhelminthes; Trematoda; Plagiorchiida; Echinostomatidae
Source: the annotation of a GenBank genome assembly
AUGAAAAUCGCCGAGAGAGCGCGCCAGAAACCCAAGAGGUACCAUAGCUAUGUGCAAUCGAAGACUGUACUAAGGCAAUCGGAAGGCACUCUUGAGGACCCCGGAGAUGGGCUGUCUGUCUCAGAUUACGAAAAAUGUGAUACGCUCAGGAGGUAUUUCGAAACCGUCUAUGAAGAAGACGAUGGGCGUGCAGUCCCUCGAGAGUUUUUUGACACCCCUCCAAUGGGUGAUGUGGAAGUUUCAGUUAGUAGUGUUCUUGAUGCCAUGGAGGGCUUGAAUGUAAACAAGCCCGCUGGCGUCCACUGGCUACAUCCGGCCAUCAUCAAACCCCGGCAGGCUAUUCUGAACGAAGAAAUCGGCUGUGGUCAAACGGUUGACAAGGAGCCGAAGCUCCGGAAGAACGUGGUUCCCGCUGAAGCAAGAAUCUGUACGCUCAGUUGGCGAAAGCCUUUUCGUCCUGUGCCACCUGACCUUACCUGA